Sceloporus undulatus (fence lizard) is the source of this 674-nucleotide messenger RNA. RefSeq names its product RNA polymerase II subunit D (gene POLR2D). The record is from RefSeq and is a predicted model, not a curated record. Gene Ontology annotation, molecular function: translation initiation factor binding; nucleotide binding. The transcript is spliced from 4 exons. Gene Ontology annotation, biological process: transcription initiation at RNA polymerase II promoter; mRNA export from nucleus in response to heat stress; positive regulation of translational initiation. Gene Ontology annotation, cellular component: P-body; RNA polymerase II, core complex. Bases 143 to 571 code for a protein of 142 amino acids. NCBI's taxonomy places the organism in Eukaryota, Metazoa, Chordata, Lepidosauria, Squamata, Phrynosomatidae.
CCCAUCCUCCCUCAGCUUCUAUGAAACAAGGCGUCGCCUGAGGAGGAGGCGGCCUUGGCCUGGCCUCCCCUCCAGAGGGCGCCGGCCGGGGGAAGAAGGAGGAGGAGCUGCAGGCCCAGGCUUAGUCUCCAGGGCUGAGGCGAUGGCGGUCGGAGGGGCCGAUGCGCGGGCCGUGGAUGUGGAGGAGGACGCCUCUCAGCUGGUCUUCCCCAAGGAAUUUGAGACUGCUGAAACCCUUCUAAAUUCAGAAGUGCACAUGCUUCUUGAACAUCGGAAGCAGCAGAAUGAGAGUGCAGAAGAUGAGCAGGAGCUUUCUGAAGUCUUCAUGAAAACAUUGAACUAUACUGCUCGCUUCAGCCGCUUCAAAAACCGGGAGACUAUUGCUAGUGUUCGCAGUUUAUUGCUCCAAAAGAAGCUUCAUAAAUUUGAACUGGCAUGUUUAGCUAAUCUGUGUCCUGAGACAGCUGAAGAGGCCAAAGCUUUAAUCCCCAGCUUAGAGGGUCGAUUUGAAGAUGAAGAGUUACAGCAAAUUCUUGAUGACAUUCAGACCAAACGAAGUUUUCAGUAUUAGGAAGAACUGCCACAUUCUUCUGUAAUGGGAACAUGUGGAAGGCUACAUUUGUUUUGACACCAGAGAGACGCUGAUGCUGGAUAAUAAUUCCACCCACGUUUUU